AUCUCUGGCCUGCGCGCGACCACACGUGAGAUACAGACACAAAUGGGCUAAACAUUAACAACACAAACAUUCAUAACACUACGUUUUACCCACCACCUCGUCUCGAAAUCAGUCGCGAGUUUGUGAGAGGAAGAUGCCAAGGACACGGUGUUUCCUCAACCUUCAAGGACAAUUGCACAGAAGUUGUUUUUUUUGGGGAGCCUUUAAAAGAGGUUAUGCAGAGAGCAGUGAUGUGGGCUGGUUUCGGUCAUUUUUUGUACACAAAGUAGAUUCCAGGAAAGAUGCUCACUCCAAUCUCCUGUCCAAGAAAGAGACCAGCAGCCUCUACAAAAUUCAAUUUCACAACGUAAAGCCAGAUUGCCUAGAUGCCUACAACAGUCUAUCGGCUGAGGUUCAGAACCAACUCCAUCAUGACCAGAGCUACCCCUGUGAGGUGAUUGGAAGCUGGAACACUUGGUAUGGCGAGCAAGACCAGGCUGUGCACCUUUGGAGAUAUUCAGGAGGGUACCCAGCUCUUACCGAGUGCUUGGACAAGUUACACCACAAUAAGGAAUAUAUGGAGUUUCGUAGGGAGAGAAGCAAAAUGUUAGUCUCACGUAAAAACCAACUCCUUCUGGAAUUCAGUUUUUGGAACGACCCGACACCCCGAACUGGUCCGAACAUUUAUGAACUUCGUUCAUAUAACCUCAAGCCCGGCACAAUGAUUGAGUGGGGAAAUCACUGGGCUCCGGCCAUUAUGAGUCGCCAGGAGAACAAUGAGGCUGUUGGCGGCUUCUUUACGCAAAUUGGAGACUUGUACAUGGUCCAUCAUCUAUGGGCUUAUAAGGACCUACAGACCAGAGAAGAAACCAGGAAUGCUGCCUGGCUCAAGGAGGGCUGGGAGUCAACAGUUUAUUACACAGUGCCUUUGAUCCGAAGUAUGGAGUCCAGGAUCAUGAUUCCAAUGAAGUUCUCUCCACUACAGUAAAGCAUUGAGGAGCCUAAAGACAGAGAAUAUUCUGCCGUAACAAGGAUUCUAUCAAUAAAUGUGUCCUACUGUCAAGCUGCUGGUUAGCGAUCAGUUAGAUUGGAACAUGAUAUUUGGGAUUUGAUUUGUCAAUAAAUGAUCUUGUUGUUGAAA
Messenger RNA from Sardina pilchardus (European sardine), 1120 nucleotides. RefSeq names its product nipsnap homolog 1 (C. elegans) (gene nipsnap1). The transcript is spliced from 10 exons. Gene Ontology annotation, cellular component: mitochondrion. The coding region runs from base 134 to 967 and encodes 277 amino acids. NCBI's taxonomy places the organism in Eukaryota, Metazoa, Chordata, Actinopteri, Clupeiformes, Clupeidae. The record is from RefSeq and is a predicted model, not a curated record.